This is a messenger RNA of Gongylonema pulchrum, 246 nucleotides long. The record is from the annotation of a GenBank genome assembly. NCBI's taxonomy places the organism in Eukaryota, Metazoa, Nematoda, Chromadorea, Rhabditida, Gongylonematidae.
AUGCCAUUACUAAGUUUUAUGUGGGAAAUGUUUGUCGUAAGUGAAAUUUUUUCGAUACAGGUAUUGACAACAACGAAUGGCGAUGAGAAAUGUCGAUUGGUGCAACCGUGGCUCCAUGGUAGCCAUCACUAUUCAUGGUUCUUCUCCAUCGAUCGUUGGCCGUAUUCAGCAAGUAGACAGGCUGCAAACCAAACAGUUGCAGCACUGAUCAUACUACCGCCAAACGAUUGUCACAGUAUAUGUUGA